Molecule: messenger RNA, 1623 nt
Organism: Fulvia fulva
Lineage: Eukaryota; Fungi; Ascomycota; Dothideomycetes; Mycosphaerellales; Mycosphaerellaceae
Exons: 3
Coding region: 1-1623 (540 amino acids)
Source: RefSeq, a predicted model, not a curated record
AUGGCUUCGAAACGAAAAAGAGGCCAGAAGCCAGCCACACCGGCACCAACACCCUUCCCGUGGACCGAGCUAGAGCUCCACGCAGUCCGCCAUGCGCUUGUGGACAUGCAACAAGCACGUGAGAAGAAGGACAAGCGCUGGACGAUUCCACGGGACAGAGUGGGUGCUGCUGCGAAAGUGAUCAAGGCGGAGAAACUGCAAAUGCAGUCGGCGAGCAGAACUACUGCCAUGAGCCCAGAUAAGCUUGUGCUGUUGUUGAAGGAGUUCAAGCAGGAGCUGGGUCUUGGCGAAGGAAUGUAUCGCCUUGGGUUGGAUGCUUGGUCGGCAGAUCAGCAGGAACGACUCUUUCGACCAGGCGACAAGCAGCAGGACAAAGACAUCGUGGAACAACAAAGCCGCGCAGUAAAGUCUGUUCAGAAGGAGUUUACCCUGCACCGUAACGAAGAUCCGGUCACGGCAGCAAUGGCGCGCACUCGGUCCAAUGCAACCACAGAUAGCGGUGCUACUGGCAUGACUCCACAGGUCUCAAAUGUCUCAGAAGAGCUGGGGUCAACCACACAGGAAAACAGCCCGCGGAAGAGACGCAAGGUGCAGGAAGACCAGCAAAAUCCAGGAUCCUCCCUUCCAGUCGACAAUCAGCAGCAGAGUAUCCCAAGCCCCGAAGCCUCGAAGACUGAACAGAAAGUUCAUGGCGCAGAGCAAGUCCCGCCAGCACCAGCUGUUCCACUGAGCGAUCGCUUCUACCCAAACACCACAGAAUUCCACCUGAAUGCCACCCGACUUGAGGAGGGAAUGUUGGAGAUACAACAAGCCAUCCAAACUGUCAUCGAUGGGAGAAUGUACGAGGACGGCCAUCCCAAAGGACCGAAAGCCAGGUUUUCGUUGAGCACGAGCCGCGGUGGCAUUUUGCAACAGCUUUACAAAGGUUUACUCGGACCACAACCGCCAGAAGAGGGAAUGGCGAAGAUCUGCAAAGCUGUACCGUCCAGGCAUCUGGUGGUCGCUGUGGCCGGUCGUUUCUUCUUCGAGGAGGUCUUCGCGGCGGCUCCAGUCGUAGAUGGCAACAAAGAGGUGGCGUCUGCCAAGACAGCUUUGGGAAUGCUGGAAGGAGGUGUUGAGAGCCAGCUGCAGUCUUUCGGUAUCAACACUGACGCACUGCUUCGUCGAGCCUUCACGCAGACCAUUGCAGAGCCCAGCUUCCAAGACCGAAGUUUCAGCUGGGAGGCGCAUCGUAUGGCCGCAAAUCUCACCCAAGCUCUCUGCGAACAUCUUUCUGUGCAAGCGAAAGACUCGUCCGACAAGACGCCAGAUGGAGAACCGCGACCUAACCACAUCGAAGUCCAGACAGCAUGGUUGAAGUUCUUGGGCAAAGCGCUGAAGAAAGCGAUGAUAUUGGCCAGCGAGCUCUCAGUCACAGCCGAUGAGGUCAAGUUCGUAUGGCCAGACCACGGCGUGCCUUUUGAUGCAGCCACGAUGGAGGAUGCGAACAGAUUGAAUGAAGGCCUCGUGCUGGUAACGCUGUACCCCGGCUUGCAUCUGUCGAAGAAAGGCAAAGGCGACACGAUGCUGACCAGAGCACAAGUUUGUGCAGGGCGCCCCAAGCCUCCGCAGGAGACUGUGUAG